GUGGGACAAGGCAGACUUUGUGCUUGUUUUAACAGGAAUUUAGAUGUUGAAUGUGAUAACAGUCACUUAAAGGUAAGAUAUUAAUCUCUUUUGGUUAGGUAUUAAUUUCUUUGGAAAAUGAGGCUAUAACAGGUAGUGAUUGCACAAUGAGCCAGAGCAUCUCUGUUCUGUAUAUAAAGGCAGCUCAUUUGUGGUCAAGUACAACAGAAUUCAGAAGACCAGCUGACUUCUUACUGCCGAUCACCGACUGUCAACAGACACUUACCCACUAUGGCCGGCUACAUCACACACAUUCGUGUGCACCAGCACGGAGCUGAUGAGAAAAGCCUCAACUCACAAAGCUUCAAGAAAAUCAAUGUUAAUCUGAACAAAGGGACAGAAAGAAAAGCCAGCCAUCUUUGGUUCAAAAAAGGAAACGACGAUCCACCAAUCACCAGGAUUCAACUCACAUUCAACGAUGAGAUGAGUGUUGGAUUGAUCAAAGCAGGGUACAAAAAGCUCCCUGAUCCAAUCAUUCCAGCACCAGGAGCUGAUCCCAUCUAUAUUUGGUUCUUCCAAGGGUCUGGAGAGUAUCAUACUCCCAUAGUGGAGCUUGAUUUCACUUCAACUGCAGAAGAGGAAGCCAAGAAGUUUCAAGAAGGCUGGGAGAAAGUGGCCUGUGAUCUGAACCGCAGGGCUGGAGGGUCCUGGGUCUACAUGUGGGUGAAGAGAGAGAAACCAACCUUCAUCUGCGACGUCGCCGUCACCGAUUCCUUCAAAUCCGACGAAGAGUACUUUCGGAAAGGUUACAUGCGUGUGGAUGAAGACGCUCGCAGGGGUGUGGGAAGAGGAAACACCUUCAUCUGGUACCGUCAGACCACCGAUCCCUAUCGUGCACUCAGCGAUCUGAAAGUCUCCACCACUGAAUGCGAGUUUCAGGCCCUUCAGCAGCAGGAAUACCAGCCAGUGAAUCUAAACUUCAACGAGUGGAUCGGAAGCCACCCGAUGUACCUGUGGUACAAGAGAGAGGAAGCCGGCAAGUCCAUCAAGCCCAUCAAGGCCAUCACCCUGGUCCUCGACCCUGCUGCCGUUCCAGUGUACAAGAAGGCUGGUAUCCCGGUUAUUGAGAAAAAUUUCAACGCGGGCACUAAAGGCCACGCUGAGUACCUGUGUUUUAAUCAGUGAAAGCCUGAGAGAGUCUUCCUCAUGGUGGCAGAGCUGAGAAUCCCCAACACUCACAAUGUUAAAUCAUUUUGAUGAUGGCGUCUACAAUCCUUUUUCUCUUUUUCUAUAUAAAACAAUGUGAUUAAUUAUAUUACAGUAAUACUACCGGUGAAAUCAUAAAGUAUCAAUGGUAUAUGGGUUCUACUGUUAAACUCAAUGAAAUCAAACUAUAUCAAAUGGCUGUUCAACACCAAUGUUAAUGAAUGAUUGAAUAUUAAGGCUCUGUAUCACUUUAUUCUGCAUAUUUCCUGCUUCAUCAAUAAAGACAACUUUGCAUGA
Sebastes umbrosus (honeycomb rockfish) is the source of this 1482-nucleotide messenger RNA. RefSeq lists its product as uncharacterized. The transcript is spliced from 2 exons. NCBI's taxonomy places the organism in Eukaryota, Metazoa, Chordata, Actinopteri, Perciformes, Sebastidae. Bases 271 to 1164 code for a protein of 297 amino acids. The record is from RefSeq and is a predicted model, not a curated record.